Molecule: messenger RNA, 801 nt
Organism: Cynara cardunculus var. scolymus (artichoke)
Lineage: Eukaryota; Viridiplantae; Streptophyta; Magnoliopsida; Asterales; Asteraceae
Product: BURP domain protein USPL1
Exons: 2
Coding region: 1-801 (266 amino acids)
Source: RefSeq, a predicted model, not a curated record
AUGAAACGGAAAAUAGGUCUCAAAAGAUAUGGCCUUCGUUUCUACCCUCUUGUAUGCUCUACUGCUUCUCCAGGAAGUGCUCAAAAAAUUAUUGAAGAAAAUGGUGGUGCACAUCGAGAAUUGGACCCUGCUCUAAAUGUGUUCUUUAGAGUCAACGAUUUAUAUCUUGGCAAAAAGAUGAUGAUAUAUUUUGCUGGAAAUGACAAUUUUGCCCAUACUCGGCUACUCUCUCGAGAUGAAGCCGAUUCAAUCCAUUUCUCGUCGUCAAAACUCCCGUACCUUCUCGAUUUCUUCAAAUUCUCUAAGGAGUCCCCACAAGCCAAAGCCAUGGAAACCACACUGAAGCAAUGCGAGCUCAAGUCGAAAGGGGGUGAGAUCAAGUUUUGUGCCACGUCCUUAGAGUCCAUGCUCGACAUGGCACGUGGCGUUCUGGGUGUGGUCAAACCGAAGGUGUUGACCACCAAGAUUUUGAAUUCCAAUCAUACCCUUUUUCAAAGGUAUACUUUUAUGGAAAAGCCAAUGGAGAUUUACGCUCCUAAAAUGAUGGCUUGUCAUACCAUGGCUUACCCUUAUUUGGUUUAUUAUUGUCAUGGGCAAAAAGGUCAUUUUAAUAGGGUGUUUAAGAUCGCAUUGCGAGGAGAAAAUGGUGAAAGAGUGGAAGGUGUUGGUAUUUGCCACAUGGAUACAUCCACGUGGGAUCCUGACCACGUGGCAUUCCAGGUGCUCGGAGGCCAGCCUGGCAGCUCUCCGGUGUGCCAUUUCCUUCCAGUGGAUAACCUUGUAUGGUUGUCGUCUACUUAA